AUGCCUGAUCCCAACGGCCUCAGCCACGGGAUCUGGUGGCCUGGGCCUCGUGCAAUCGAAGCAGUCCGCUGGUUUUUGCCAAUAUUGGCUGGUGCCUCUUACUUCCUGCUCGUCAAAGCAAAUCCGACUAUCAGAGACAAUCCAGAAAGAGCACGCAGGACUCUCUCUCAAAUCCUCGUUUCAUGGCUAAUGCUCUUCGUCCUCUUUACUUAUAACACUGCUCCAGAGAACGAAAGACCGAAUGAAGGACCUCGGAGUGAAUCGAUAAAAACCCUAGGUAAUAUCAAGUUCCUCGCUCCCUUUUUCUGGCCCCGGGGAAAACCCUUCUUGCGAUUGAGAUUCGUUGGGGUUGUGAUCUGUUUGGCGAUUGAACGUAUCCUAACUAUACUUGUUCCCUUGAUGCUGGGGAUGAUUACAAACAUUCUGAUCCAGAGUCAUGCGAUAGUUCCAUGGAGAGAAAUUACGUUAUUCAUUGUGCUCGUCUUUCUGGAUUCAGUUGGAGGAGUUGCAGUAUUGCGUAAAUUUCUAUGGCUACCAGUUGAGAGCAACUCGUACCUCAAUAUCAGUACUGUGGCCUUCGACAAGAUCAUGGCCUUAUCGAGCGAAGACAAUAGAGACCCUGAUAAUAUCUGGGAGCCAGUCAGCAGGGGAUUGUCCGCUGUAUAUGUCAUUCGUUCCAUUCUUUUCCAGAUCUUCCCAGUUACCGUUGACCUUUUGCUUGCAGUGGGUGUGAUUUACUUUAUGUUUGAUGCCUACGUGGCAUGGAUCGUCGCAGUGUCUACCAUUAUAUUCCUCCAUUCUUCGAGCAAAAUCAUCUCCAAGUUGCAAAAAAAGCAGACUCAACUGAUAGCCGAUAUGGAGAAAGAACAUAACGUCCUCUGGGAAUCGACUUCAAAGUGGCAGACUGCGUCGUACUUCAACCGCAUAUCAUAUGAAAAGGACCGAUACCGUCUCGCCGUCAAAGAUCAUAUGAGGUCUUCGCAUCGAUUUUUUCUGUGGUCCUACUUGGAUUCGGUUGUACAGUCGUUCCUUUUCACUUUUACCCUCAUGGGUAUAUGCUUCCUGGCAGCCUAUCAGACUGUUUGGAGUAACAGACCCAUCAGCAGCUUCGUGAUGUUACUUAGCUAUUGGACACGGUUUUCCAGCCAUUAUCAAAUCUUUGUCAAGGGAGUUUGCGAUUUCGCCGUGAGAAUUAAAAUUGCGGACGAGCUAAUUACAUUGCUGAAAACCGAAGCUACUGUAUCCAACCGCGAUGGGGCGAGCCGGUUACUUGUCAAUCGAGGUAUGGUGGAAUUCAGAGAUGUUGGCUUCGCCUACGAUGCGCAAAACUGGGUCCUGAAUGGAAUCAGUUUCCAGGCCCUAGCAGGUCAAACAGUAGCGCUCGUUGGAGAAACAGGAGGCGGAAAGUCAACAAUUCUGAAACUAAUUUUACGCAUGUAUGACCCAAUCCAAGGCACCAUUGCAAUCGAUGGGCAAGACAUCCGUGAGGUGAGACUGGAUAGUUUGCGUGAGAGUAUCGGUGUUGUACCGCAGGAUGCAAUUAUGUUACACGACACUAUCAUGAACAAUAUUAGGUACGCCAAUUCAUCCGCCACGGACGAGCAGGUUUACGAAGUAUGCAAAGCCGUCGCCCUCCAUGAUAAAAUUUUAUCGUUCCCGAACGGUUACCAAACCCUAGUUGGGGAGCGCGGAGUGAGGCUGUCCGGAGGAGAAGCUCAGAGAGUCGCCAUUGCACGAGCAAUGAUCAAGAAUCCACGAAUAAUCAUUCUGGAUGAGGCAACAAGCAGUGUUGAUAGUCACACGGAAUCUCUGGUCCGCAGACGUUUCAGAUUUUUUGAAGGGAGAACAACAUUCAUCAUUUCGCAUCGUCUCUCGACAGUCGUAAAGGCGGAUAAGAUACUUGUCCUCCACCAUGGAAAGAUUGUCGAGCAGGGAACUCAUAGCUCGCUGCUAACAUUAAACGGCUAUUAUUCCCGUCUUUGGUCGCGCCAAGCCAGAAUGAAGCCAUCGACUAUAGCCACAGAUGAAUGUCAGCUUCCGCAGCCAACUAUUUCUCUCAGUAAGGGAAAAGGUCGAAUCGAGAAUGUGAAUGGUCUUGCAAUGAGUGGUGAUCCACAAAGCCCCGCGGAUACUGCACCAGUCUUGAAGGUUGGAAAGUUACGUCUCAGAAAGACAGCCGUCCACGCUGAUGAAAGGGGUCAAGAAGAAAGCCCUUCAAUCGAUAGACUUCAAAAUCGAAAUUCCGAGGCAACAGAUAUCUUGAAGAGGAACAUUUGGAAGCCCGAUGCACCAGAGUUUGUCCCUUCCUCCCAUAGACAGACCCCUGCCGCAAGAUCCAAGAAUGUGGCAGUGAAAAAAUCUAUCGACAAUCAACAGUCAAGUGUUACAGGUCAUACCCAGAUUAACCACCAUGGAGAAAUGGAAAAUCAGUCAGGGAAAUCCAAUGUUCUGAGGAAAAACGAGAACACAGCGGGAUCUUCUGAAAAUAACAAAAACGACAGGCUUCAGACUGCACCGGCACACAAAGACCCCGAUUCAACGAAGAACAGCAGCAGUAAGCGAAUUGCCUCGGUCUUGCAACAGACUACAAAUGGGGUAGUCAUGGCAUAUCCCAAAAGGGCGCGAAAGAAACCCAAAGGAUCGAAAAGACCAGUUCUGCGCAGAAAGCGCAUAGAAAGCGAGCCUGCGGGUAUUGGCUUGAGGCCUGAGCCCUAUGAGACUUAAGACAAUACUUGUUUGUCGAAAGGAUGAAGGUAGAAGAUAUUGACCAAGGAUACAGGCUGUGAUAAAAAGGGACGGAGAUUGUAAUGUUGCAAAUUUUAUUCUGUAGUAGUCCUCAAAAGAAUCAAUUCAAGAUCAAGUAUUUAUUC
Aspergillus wentii DTO 134E9 is the source of this 2870-nucleotide messenger RNA. RefSeq lists its product as uncharacterized. The record is from RefSeq and is a predicted model, not a curated record. NCBI's taxonomy places the organism in Eukaryota, Fungi, Ascomycota, Eurotiomycetes, Eurotiales, Aspergillaceae. Gene Ontology annotation, biological process: transmembrane transport. The transcript has 5 exons. Bases 1 to 2724 code for a protein of 907 amino acids. Gene Ontology annotation, molecular function: ABC-type transporter activity; ATP hydrolysis activity; ATP binding. Gene Ontology annotation, cellular component: membrane.